Messenger RNA from Monopterus albus (swamp eel), 5649 nucleotides. Its product is annotated as SUN domain-containing ossification factor. Gene Ontology annotation, cellular component: cytoplasm; membrane. NCBI's taxonomy places the organism in Eukaryota, Metazoa, Chordata, Actinopteri, Synbranchiformes, Synbranchidae. Bases 225 to 4193 code for a protein of 1322 amino acids. The record is from RefSeq and is a predicted model, not a curated record. Gene Ontology annotation, biological process: regulation of bone remodeling; protein folding in endoplasmic reticulum. The transcript is spliced from 24 exons.
CGCCUUCUCGUUGGAUAGUUGAACGGUGACACGUACUGGCCGUCGGUAGUAGUUUGCGUGUGGGUGACAGUGACUAGCAUCACAGGUCAACCAAGAAACAGCUAAUGUUAGCCAAGUAAACCUCGGGUGACUUUACGUUAUAGGAGAGCCGAAGAGGCCGCUAAUGAAAGGAAUAAAUUGCUAUUUCUGAGUACGGCGAGGAUGUCUGUCCCGGCAGGAGAGGGAUGAAGAUGACACCACUGUUAUGGCGAGUUGUAUCAGUAUGUCUGUGCUUAGCUGUAGUCUCUUGGUACCCUAGUUGCUAUGUUGGUUGCACGGAGUCGCACCAAGAGGCCCAGAGGCCCGUGUCCUCACAGGACGUCGUUUCGGAGGAAGAGUCAGGGGAAAAGGCUGAUCAGCACCAGGAAGGCUGGGUUUUACCUACCCAAUCAGUGUCUGAAAAUGAGCCCCUUAUAGUGGGUGAUCAGCAAAAGGAGGUGCAGGAGGUGGACAGAAAAGAACAUUCAGAGGCAUUUGAAGUGGAGGAGUCUACUGUAAAGGUAGAGUUGGAGGUAGACAAGAGAAUUUCACAACCUGAGCCAGAACCUGAGCCAAGCUCAGAAAAUCCACAUCAUGAAACCUCCAUCACUCAAGACCAGGACUCGGCGUCCUUGCUCCCAUCUCCUGACCAUGUCUCUGGUUUAGCUGCUGAGCUUAAAGACGACCCCAGCAUCCUGAGCCUUCAAGACAAUAUCCUAAAUAGCAUUUCAGAUGAUGCAUCCAGUGUAGCUGCACAGGAGGCCCUUGAUUCUGACCAGCCUCCUGCAGACUGUGAAGAAGAAGAGAAUAUCUCGUAUGACAGUGACAGCAGUCCUCACACUGCAGGGACUCAAACCCACACCGACCGUCCUCUGAGUUCUCUGGCUGCUCACAGCACUCAGAGUCUGGAGGCCAACACAUCACACAUGCUGAAAGAGCAGGACCUGAGCUCCCCUGUCAGCACAGACACAGAUACCAGUGUGGGCAGCAAAGACCCUGAGGACAUCCCCACUUUCGAUGAAUGGAAGAAGAAAAUGAUGGAGGUGGAGAAAGAGAAGACUCUGUCUACUCAUACCUCAAGUAAUGGAGGUUCUCAAACAGUGAAGAAGGUCCAGAAGAACUUCAAUAACUACGCCUCCGUGGAGUGUGGAGCCAAGAUACUUGGCGCUAAUCCAGAGGCUAAGAGCACUUCAGCCAUAUUGAAGGAGAACAUGGACUUGUACAUGCUGAACCCCUGUAGUAAUAAAAUCUGGUUUAUCAUUGAGCUCUGUGAGCCCAUCCAGGUGAAGCAGCUGGACAUUGCUAACUUUGAGCUCUUCUCUUCUACUCCCAAAGACUUUCUCGUUUCCAUCAGUGAUAGAUACCCAACAAACAAGUGGCUAAAGCUGGGAACCUUUCAUGCCCGGGAUGAACGCACAGUUCAGAGCUUCCCAUUAGAUGAGCAUCUUUAUGCAAAAUAUGUGAAGAUGUUCACCAAGUACUUAAAGGUAGAGCUGGUCUCUCACUUUGGCUCUGAACACUUUUGUCCACUCAGUCUGAUAAGGGUGUUUGGUACAAGCAUGGUGGAAGAGUACGAGGAGAUAGCUGAUCCCCCUGAAAGACCAGAGGAUCAGGAUGAUGACUUGGAUUACCCCUCUGGAUAUGCACCUGGUGAAGUCAAGUUAUCCAAGAAUCUGAUCGGAUCAGCUAAGGAUGUCAUUUUGAACAUGGUCAAUAAUAUUGCUGUCAAUGUUCUCGGCGGGGGCUCGGAGACACCAGGCAAUGUUUCAUCUCACGAAGUGAACGUAACUGAGCCAUCACUUCAGCUUGAAACCACCACACCUACAGAUCUUACCUCAGUUCCAGACUCUGAAGAUAUCGAGACGGCACAAGACCCUGAUAUCCCCUCAGCUACAGCCCCCUCCUUAGAGCCCCCUGUAUCUGCCACAGCUGAUGCUGAUACUACCAGACAAGAACUCCCCCCAGUGGAAGAAAACAUUGUUAUAUCUUUAGAGAAAGAUGAGGACGAGCCUGUCAGUUCCACAAUCAUCCUUCUGGACAAGGAGGAAGAGUUGGAUGAAGAAGAAUUAAAAAAGGAUCAUCAUGAACAACAAGAAAGCCUGAACUACUGUUCAUCUUUUCUUUUGUUGUCUUCUUCAUGCUCUUGUGCAGCUUCCCUCCAAGAGUAUCUUCAUCAGCAGUGUUCAGUUCAGCUGACCAACAAGAGGAAAUGCCAAACAACGGACAGAAAGCAAACAGUUCCUCCCACUGAAACACCAACUUGGCACCCACCCCUGUCUCCCUCUGCCUGCCCUGAACCCGAGCUGCAUCACAGUGAGGUACAUCAGCCCCAUGAAAAAGAGCAAGCUUCUGAACAGGAGUCAGAGAGUGGAACCAGCCCAUUAGAAGCAUCACAGCCUGCAGGGGACACAGUAGAAUUUCAGAAAGAUUUCAUGUCUGAUCCUCCUGUGCUGGAGCCCAGUCAAACCUCGAACCUUCCCAGACUCACUUCCACUGACUCAUCCUCUGCCAAACCGACCCCUGUUGUGGCGUUGCCACAGCUGUCUUCUGAGGAACCAGAAAAUGAGCUAAGGCCAGAAAAGAGCCAGGAUGUACUGGCUGCAGAGAAGCACAUUGAGCCUUCAGCCUCUCUCAGUAGUUCCAGCUCUAUGAAACCCAUUGUCGGUGCUACUGAGGUAUCACCCACUGAGGCACUAACAGAGGAGAAGCCUACCGCUGAGAUUUCUCUGCUAGAGAUAAACACCCCUGUCCAAGUCCUGGAUACGAUAGCUCAAACUCAGAUUCUCUUUCCCACCACCUCCCCUCAUUCAGAGCACCACACUGACCCACCAGUUGUACCUGAAAGUAGCACUGCUUCCACUGAACUACCCCCACCUGCGCCAGACACUAAAACAGAACUCGAGCAGUCUGGUGCCCCACCUGUCAUCACAGACAUUAAAACGGUGGAUCUAACAGAAGACAUUCCUGCAUCAUCAGGUGGCAACGAUCAGCUGCCUCACCCUUCCUCUGCGGCUCCAUCUUCCUCUCCCUCCUUGCCUACCUCACCGUCCCUCUCAGACAUCUAUGCAGAGGCCCCCAACGGCACCGAACAGAACGGCAACCUGGUGCACGGCUCCAGCCAGAAGGAAUCUGUGUUCAUGAGACUCAACAACCGCAUCAAGGCCCUGGAGAUGAACAUGUCACUCAGCGGACGCUACCUGGAGCAGCUUAGCCAGAGGUAUCGGAAGCAGAUGGAGGAGAUGCAGAAGGCCUUCAACAAAACCAUCAUUAAACUCCAGAAUACUUCCAGAGUAGCAGAGGAGCAGGACCAGCGUCAGACUGAGUCCAUUCAGCUGCUGCAGGGCCAGCUGGAGAAUAUGACUCAGCUGGUCCUCAACCUAUCUGUCAGAGUCAGCCAGUUGCAGAGUGAGGUGUCAGACAGGCAGAACAACCUGCUGCUGUCUCUGGUCUUGUGCCUUUGUCUUGGUCUGCUGCUGUGUGCCAACCACUUCCGCAUCUCCACUGUUCCUCCAGCUGCACAACCAGAGCUGCCCAUACCCAAGAGCUAUACCUACUGCUGUCCUAAAAGGCCUUUGUCCUGUAAUGAGACGGGCCUGAAGAGGAGCUCCUCCUUUCCACUCAUACCCUCAGAGUCACUCCAGUUAGCCACCGCUGAAGGCCCAGAAAUGCUGCAUGCAGAGGAAAUGCAGAGUCAUUGUCCUGCCAACAUAAAGAGGAGACAUCGCAAGAUAAAACCCAUAGGGAAAGUGGAGACUCUGAAACCCUCUUUUCAUCCUCCAGAACCGAGUAAUGGAGCUGUUGUAUGUAACGGCGUGCCUGGCAGCACAAACCCAACCCCCCAUAUAGCAAGGUUACUUCAACCUGCUGCUAGAGACUUGCAGUCAGAGGGCAGCUCGGAGGGAUCAUCUCAUUCAGAUGACCCCUCGUUCUGUGGAAUCACCACAGCCUGUCCUCGAAUCUGUGACAGCCUUCCUCCACACAAGACCCGGGCAGAGAAGCGGGCGCUAAGACGCAGGCGUCCCAAGCCUAGCGCGGUCGUGGACUUGCUUCACGCUCCUCAGAGGGACAAGGGGAAACCGUUGACCAUCUCUACCAUAGAGGACAUCAUGAAUCGGAAAACAGAGCAAAACUCUAGGACAUCUGGGGUAAUUGUCACCCUCUCAGGUCCUGUCUGACUUUAAAAAACAGAGUAGUUUUAAGUUUCAGCGUGAGUCAAUCCCUUCACUCUUACUGUUUGGUUUUGGUUUUUGUUCAUUCUUGACCUUUAAUAUUUAAGUUUUUCGAAGAAAUGUCUUCACAGCUUACAAUUAAAGCUUUUCUUCUUUGGACACACUGACGUACAGACUUAUCCGAGAUUUAUUUUCUCCAUGCUGUCUGCAUUUGGACACAUAUUCCACACCUCUUCUGCAAAGUAUUCUUUAUGUUUAAAACAUCUGUCUCACUUAUAUCGUUUUCUAACUUUUAUUAUGCCUCUGUACAAGAAAUGGUUUCAUAGUAAAUCUGCCAGGAAGUUUCCUCAGACCUUAAAGCUGAAGUGCGGGGUUUUACCUCAGUCAGGUUCAUCUUCAAAAUAAAAGCACAAACUAUGUGGGGUGUACAGCACAGUGGAAGUACUUGGAAGAAGACAGACCAAAGUGUUUGUGAAUUUCUAUAUUGAUGUAGACCAACAGAGCAACAGUACACACUGUAAGAGACACAAAUAAGAUUCUAUCCUUCCAAGGAUUAUAUUGUUAUGGUUGUGGUACUGGUUGAGUGAACCUUAGAGAAGAAAGAGGCAACCGUGUACGCGUGACAUGGGCGGUCUUCAAGGAAAAAGUGGGCUUUAUUUUAAUGAUGCUGUAUACAGCAACUAGUGCUUGACUAUAUUUCAAUACAGGGCCCAUUCAACCUUAAAACAGUCAUAAGAAAAUGGAUCAUUCAUCAAGUCAUCACAGAUCACAGGAGGUAAAACAGGACAUUUAAUAAGAGUGGAUUCUUGUGUUUUUCACCAAGAAAAUACUUAAGACAUUUAUUUGGACUCCCUAUGCAGGCGUAAACUGCUGUGUACAUUAGACAGUAUAGUACACCUCUUACAGAGGCUUCUGUGAACCUGGACUAUAUGUUUGUGACAAAUGCAAAGUUAUAGCACAUACAGCUAAGUUUUAAUUUAGGGGAGGUUACUUUUUAAUACAUUAUGAGUGCAGAUUUUGGUUGUUAAACAGUUGAGUGCUGCAAGCACUGUCCAGGUCUAAAUGCAAUGUUUAGAGGUUUUUAAUAGUUUAACAGUAUUUUGAGAAAUUCAGUGAAGGGUUUAAAUGAUGAGGCCAGUCAUUUUCUAUCUAACAGUAUUUUCAACAGUCCUCAUAUAGACACUAAAGCCAACAAUGGUCUACCUCACAGUUAACGUCUGUCAGUGUGUCAGUCCGGGAUGAGCUUCCUCGGCUGUGCCAUAGACCUCCACUGUUGUUCAAAAACACAUCAACGAAACACACCGCUGUGACAUAUUCCCUCAUGAAAACAACAGACCCUAAUAUUCUUUAAAGAUGUUGCCGCAAAGGCUGCAAACGAUGAUGACUUGGCGCCCAUGCAUGAGUUCUCUGAAUAUUCUUAACAAAUAUCAGGGUCUUGUGUUUUGUAAUGAGGAAACAUGUC